AUGCCUAUCCGACAACGCAUCGCACGCCACCUGGGUGAAGCUGUAAGCUGUCCCCAACCAGCUACAUCUGGUUCCAUUUCUUCCUCUUCUCUCCCUCCUGUUGCUCCUCUGCUCAAGAAGCGUGCUCCCUUCCCCUCCUCCCUUCUCUCGAACAAGCCCGGAGUCAACAAGAAGGCAGUCUUCAAGCUGCGCACCGAGCUCAACGGCAAGGUCAUUGGCUCAAAGAUGAUCGAAGAAGUGCCCAAGCCGGGAUCACUCGACCGGGCGCGGGCCCAGAGUGAGGCCCUAAACAAGAACAACAACGACAAGCGCAAGCGAGAGGCGCCAGACGAGGUCCGGCCGCAGAGCUUCUACGGAGGCGGCGGCCGUGCUGCCGAGCAAGAUGCCGGUGGCAGCCCUCCCAAGAAGCGCAAGGUUGCAGAAGCAGCCAAAGCGGUGAGCAACAAGCGCAAGAGGGAGACACUCGACGAAGAAGUGUCUCCCGACGCCUCCGGAAACGCCGCCGAGCAAGAUGCCGGCGAGCGCACUGAAACCAGCGCCACCACCAAGAAGCGCAAGCUCACAGGACACAGCGAGCCUACUGCGCAUUCGGCGGUCGAGCCGGCUGGCAAGGCACCCCUCCAGUCACAAGCACCUGCAGAGACUACUGCAUUGCCUCCCCCUGUCAAGCCAGCCUCCUCCACCAAAGCACGGGCCAAGGCAAAGGCCAAAGCACCAGUUAAAGCACCAGCCCAGCACCGCAACAACACCAAGUCUUCGACUGCCAAACCCAAGAUGGAUGCUGCUUCUUUUCUCAGCGCACCAUGCAGAAGAUCCUCAAGACUGACACAGACUCCUCUUGACCAGCUCUCUCCAGAACAGAAGUACCUUUCGUACAUCAAGGCCCUACGGACUGACUGGCUCACCGACAUCAACAUCAGCUUCUGGGAAGAAUGGCUGGAGCGUGAGAUCCUCCCCAAGUACCCUCAGGCACGCAUCGUUCUGCUUAGGCCGACGAUGACGAUGAUCCUGACCAAGGAGCGCAAGAUGGAGCAGGUGAAGAAGGCACUUCCUGAAUUCAGGAAUGUCACGCACAUCUUUGUUCCCAUCACCGACGCAACCAGUGCCCAAGCUGAGGGCGGUACGCACUGGUCGCUCCUGCUCGUCUCCACGAUCGACGGAGUCGCGUUUCAUUACGACUCGCUGGGCAACGCAAACUAUAAGGAGGGCUAUGAGGCUACCUAUUGUUUGUCGAAGGUCCUGGGUAUCCCGCUCCGGUUCCAGAACAUAGAGGACUGCCCCCAGCAGGAGAACGGCAACGACUGCGGCGUCUUUGUGUGCAUCCUGAUGCGUCACCUCCUAGUCAAGCGCCUCCUCAACGCCAACGCCCGCGAGAAGGUCUCAAUGAGUAUGGCCAACAUGAUGAUCGAUGCGGGCGGCGGCCGAAAGGAGAUGAUGAAGAUCAUCGAGAACCUGCGACGAGAGGGCGAGCGACGAAGAAGCACCAGCCCCUUCUCUCUGCACAAACCGUCCCCCCCGCGCAUCGACUAG
This is a messenger RNA of Thyridium curvatum, 1530 nucleotides long. RefSeq lists its product as uncharacterized. Gene Ontology annotation, biological process: proteolysis. The coding region runs from base 1 to 1530 and encodes 509 amino acids. Lineage: Eukaryota; Fungi; Ascomycota; Sordariomycetes; Thyridiales; Thyridiaceae. The transcript is spliced from 4 exons. The record is from RefSeq and is a predicted model, not a curated record. Gene Ontology annotation, molecular function: cysteine-type peptidase activity; deNEDDylase activity.